GUCGCUGCUGUCGUUCUUGCCCUGCACCAGUGUGGCAGCCAUGUCAUGGCUACUGCGCAGCAUCACCACUCUGGCUCUGUGUCUCCCGCUGCUGCUGCUGGUGCUGGCACAUCACUGCCGCGCCGGCGAUCCGUUCGCCAUGUUCGAGUUCGAGCUGACCCCGGAGGGCGGUAAAGACUGCUGCGCAGAGGCCGACCGCUGUCACCGUCUACUCGAUGCCCUGGGACCGCUGCGCGCGCGCUGGGCGACGAGGUCUCGGUGUCCUGCAAGAGUUUCUUCCUCUACCACCGCUCCAGCCCCCACACCCUCGCCAGCCGCCGCCGGUCCUUCCAGGCCGCCCAGCAGACACCAGCUGAACUCUGCGUUCAUGCAGCGGCACGUGAAGAGGACGCUGAAGCUACUCCGGAUACAUGAGGACGUCCAGCCGGCCGAACGCGAGACGUUUCAGCUGAGAGGCCGCAUCUCUGAAGUGCAGGUGCUCCGAUUGCGUCAGUUCCUGGCUGGCUCCGACCACAUCUCUCUCGUCGAGACCGACGCCAUUCUGGAGGACAUAUUUGCCGACUCCGAGUUCGAGUCCCUGCUGACUGAAGGCCAGCCGCGCUGGCUGCGUCAGCUCCGUCAGCUGAUACCAGAUGUCUCUACUGAGCUGAUUCCUCUGCUACUGACCACCCUCCUGGGUAGCUGGCUGCUCGUGGCACUGCUGUUCGGGAAGUCCUGGACGUACGUGCUGAGCAGAAUGCUAGUGCUAGUGCUAGUGGCGAGUUUCUUCUGGCAUUGGAAUCAUCUGUAUGUGAGGGCACUCGCUGAAAGACAUCUUCAACUAAACCCUCCGGAGGGAUGUGAGAAAGGUGACAGGGGCUGGACGGACGGGCUUCUACACUACGUCCGUGGGCUAGUCAGCUUCGUCAAAACGGAGGACAAGUGCCGCCAUUACUACAUGCGCCUGCACGUGGAUCCGUUCUCGGAAGUAUCGCCCGGUAUGGCUCUGGCGGAGACAUUGACCAAGAUGGUGCUACAUCCUGCCGAGCAGUGUGGCCGGGCGCUGGGAAGAUUCUAUGUGGCUCUCGGCGCUGAAGUGCCUACUAUAUGGAUGAUACCGCUGACGAUAAUCAGUUUGGGGUUCUUUCUCGCGCUGGUCGUGAUCGGUUGUCGCUGUCGACCACCAAGCUCAGUCAGUCGAGAUGACUCCGAGGCGCUGCAUGUGACGGUCGAGCCGGGACAGGAGAGGGUGUACCUCGUGGUGACGGCUCGUGGAGAGGUGCAGCCGGUGGGCGCCGAGUCACGCCGAAGGACCCUGGUGCAGCGCGCCGGUCCCGAGCGGGUCGGAUGGCUGGCCUGGACCGGUCGGGGGCUGGUGAGGUCCGUGUCGGCCGGGGCACUGAUGGCUGGAGGCGCUAUGGCGGGUGGUACCAGAGCCCUCCUCAACAGGAGAGCCCCGUCCGCACCGCCGCUGUCGCAGCAACGUCUGGUAGCCGUGGAGGAGACUGUGGAGGACUCCCCGUCUCGGUACGGAGGCGGGGAUGGCGCCACCCCCGCCCUCACCCCCGCCCGAGAGGACAGAAGCACAGGAGAAGGUCCUGUGGUCUUCAACGCCAGUGAGAGUUCCAAAACGGAGCAGACCAGACCAUCUCACUCUGCCAAGGAAACCUCUCCUAGUGCGCCUGGACCCGACCACGAGAGAAUCCCUCGAUCCCCAAUGACGUCAGCAUCUCCAAUGACGUCAUUGGCUACAUCUGUCGGCACAUCAGGAGGCGGAGACGCCAGCUCGCCCGGUGUGAUGGAGCGGCGGCCGGACCGCGCGGAGGUGGCGCCGCGUGGUGGCGGAGAUGAGAACGUCGAUCCGCCGUCGUCACCGUUCUUGACGAGGAUCAAAGAAGUGAUGGAUACGUCGCUGGAAGACGUGGAGGGAUGAACGGGUUGUAGGGGAUGAAUGCACUACGGGUUUGCAUAAAAAACAAUGUCUACUGUCGAGAUAUGAGGCAGUCUUAGCUAUGAGUGGAAUGUCACAUGCUGCUGAUGCCUUAUUUCGCUUGUCGGUGGGAAGAAUGGUUCGGAGUUGGGUCUAUGCACAUUUUUUGUGUGAGCUGCCAUUCUACAAACGUUUGUAAUGUGUUUUUGUUGUGAUCAUUUGAUGGUCGGCUAUGAUAUGGCAUCUGUAUGCGAGUCAUUGUGGUGUAAGCACUUGAGCAGUAUUGCUUUCUCACAUCUCACAAAGGGCGUUUUUUUUUUAUUUGAUUGCGCAUGACAGGUUUGUGGCUGUGAUUAUGUCUGAGGAGACGAGCGGGAUAUUUGCGGGAUAUCGCACUAAGUGUCACGCAAUCAUUUCCAUUGAUUACAUGUGUGCAUUAUCAGUUUAUGAGCAGGUAGCUGAUCAAUAAACGCACAUCAUCUGCUUCCUCAUA
Molecule: messenger RNA, 2402 nt
Organism: Amphibalanus amphitrite
Lineage: Eukaryota; Metazoa; Arthropoda; Thecostraca; Balanomorpha; Balanidae
Exons: 3
Coding region: 41-1912 (623 amino acids)
Cellular component (GO): membrane; endoplasmic reticulum
Molecular function (GO): chloride channel activity
Source: RefSeq, a predicted model, not a curated record